Fusarium fujikuroi IMI 58289 is the source of this 741-nucleotide messenger RNA. Its product is annotated as related to COQ9 Protein required for the biosynthesis of coenzyme Q. The record is from RefSeq and is a predicted model, not a curated record. NCBI's taxonomy places the organism in Eukaryota, Fungi, Ascomycota, Sordariomycetes, Hypocreales, Nectriaceae. Gene Ontology annotation, biological process: ubiquinone biosynthetic process. The transcript has 2 exons. Bases 1 to 741 code for a protein of 246 amino acids. Gene Ontology annotation, molecular function: lipid binding. Gene Ontology annotation, cellular component: mitochondrial inner membrane.
AUGAGAGUGCUACCAAGGUCAGCCUUGCGUACUUCGAGGCUGACACAAAGCCUUGCCCGCCGAUCCUUCCACUCAUACGAUCACCCACCACCACCAGGAGCAUUUGGCGAUGCUGAAAAGUCCAUCCUCGCUGCUGCUUAUAAACACGUCCCGGAACAUGGUUUCUCACAGAAGGCUCUUGGUUGCGGUGCAAGAGACGCUGGCUACCUUGACAUUAGCGCAAGCGUCAUCCCCGAUAGUGCCUUUGGCCUGAUUCGAUAUCAUCUUGUUACCCAGCGAGAGGCCUUAGCAGCUCGAAGCCAGGAACUAUUUCCUGAUCUCAAUCAGCCUGGCAUCUCGGCGAGAGUGGAGGAGUUGACUUGGGAGAGACUUUUGGGUAACAAGUUGGUUUUGGAUCGUUGGCAAGAGGCAUUGGCCAUCAUGGCUCAGCCCAGUUACAUACCCGAAUCCGUAAAGGAGCUAGCAAAACUUUCCGAUGAAAUUUGGUUCCUUGCCGGUGACAAGGCCGUCGACCCUUCAUGGUACACCAAGCGUGCCACCCUCUCCAUGAUAUACAGCACAAGUGAGCUAUUCAUGACCAACGACCGUUCUCCUGAUUUCGUCGAGACAAGGCAAUUCCUUCAGCGAAGACUAGGCGAGGUCAAGUCCAUCGGCGGCAUGGUCGGAUCGUUCGGUCAGUGGGCCGGUUACACACUCAGCGCUGGUGUGAAUAUACUAAGGAGCAAGGGUGUCAGAGUUUAA